UCAGAUGGAAAUAUCUGCCACCUGCUGGUCAAACCUGCAAGUGCAACAAACUGUCGUCAUGAUAAAUCAGGCGAGUCCACCUGACGUCACGCAGGAGAGACAAGAGUAAAGGGAGUUUAAUAAACAGAAUUCAGUUCUUCCAGCAGGACACAGUUUCCAGUUUGAAGGUUCUCCAGUCAGGAAACUCAGUUAAACUCUACAGAUCAACUCUGAAGAAGCAGAAAAGCAGACCAAAGGAGAGAAAGUGAAAGUGUCAUGUCUUCCUCCAGCAGUCUCCUGUCUGAAGAUCAGCUCCAGUGCUCUAUCUGUCUGGAUGUGUUCACUGAUCCAGUCUCUACUCCAUGUGGACACAACUUGUGCAUGGUCUGUCUCAAAGAGUGCUGGGACAGCAGUUCACGCUGCCAGUGUCCAGUUUGUAAGACAGAAUUCCCUACAAGACCUGAACUGUCUGUGAACACGUUCAUCUCUGGACUGGCUGCUCAGUUCAAGAAGUCAGUUCAGGUCAAAUCCAGCAGAGCUCCAGAGAAACCUGACAAAUCUCAGGUUCUCUGUGACUACUGUGAAAACAACUGUGCAGCUCUGAAGUCCUGCCUGAUCUGUAUGGCCUCUUACUGCAAGACUCAUCUGGAACCUCAUCAGAGAGUCGCUCUAUUAAAGAAGCACAAACUGAUGGACGCUGUGGAGAACCUGGAGGACUACAUCUGCCAGAAUCAUGAGAGACCCCUGGAGCUGUUCUGUAGAGACGACCAGACGAGUGUGUGUCAGUCCUGCACUGAGACAGACCACAAGACUCACAGCACUGUUCCUAUAGAGGAGGAGAGUGGAGAGAGGAAGACUCAGCUGGGAAAGACACAGGCAGAAGUUCAGCAGAUGAUCCAGGACCGACUGAAGAAGAUUGAGGAAGUCAAACAGUCUGUAGAGCUUAAUAAAAAAAGCACAGAGAAGGAGAAAGCAGACAGUGAGGAGGUCUUCAGAGCUCUGCUGCACUGCAUUGACAGAAGCCAGGCGGAGCUGCUUGAGGUGAUGGAGGAGAAGCAGAAAGCAGCAGAGACUACAGACUGUCCAGGCGCUGCGCUUCCCCACUUACAAGUUCCAGCUUUUGCGUUCCGUCAACAUUACGCUAUAAAUUUUAUAUAUAUAUAUAUAUAUACAUAAAAAUAAUCUCUGUUGUGAUUGGCUGUCCUGUAUCGUUCAAAAACCAGUUCAAUUCAGUUUUGAAUGGGUGGGGCUAAACUGCUGCCGACUGUAUGGACUGCUGGAUGUUUGAAACUGCAGCAGUGUUUAUAAACAACAUCAAACAAAUUUAUUUUUCAAAAGUGAGGAAAAAGCUUUUCUAUGAUAUGGACCCUUUAGAUAAAUCACACCUCUAAUAAACCCUGUGUUCUCUCAGUAGGUUAUUCAGUAAAAUGUCUGAAAAAUGGAUUAUAGAAACAAUAAAGAAUAAAGAGGCUGCAAGAUAUUUU
Molecule: messenger RNA, 1463 nt
Organism: Colossoma macropomum (tambaqui)
Lineage: Eukaryota; Metazoa; Chordata; Actinopteri; Characiformes; Serrasalmidae
Product: E3 ubiquitin/ISG15 ligase TRIM25-like
Exons: 4
Coding region: 256-1155 (299 amino acids)
Molecular function (GO): zinc ion binding
Source: RefSeq, a predicted model, not a curated record